This is a messenger RNA of Aureobasidium pullulans EXF-150, 570 nucleotides long. RefSeq lists its product as uncharacterized. Lineage: Eukaryota; Fungi; Ascomycota; Dothideomycetes; Dothideales; Saccotheciaceae. The record is from RefSeq and is a predicted model, not a curated record. The coding region runs from base 137 to 451 and encodes 104 amino acids. The transcript has a single exon.
GCUAAAUUGCCCGACGCGCUCUCGCUAGAUACGACCCUAGAUCGUAAGCCGCUAUGCAUCGCAACCACUUGAGACACGGAGAGGAGGUACAACAUCAAUAUCUACAACGCCCUCGUCCCCACUCAUUCAAGCUUGUAUGCACGGUAGCCUUCAUCAAUCUGGCUCCUCGAAAAACACAACACACCAUAGCCUCGAAUCACGUGCAUCACACUUACCGCACCAUCCAGCUCGCAUCUGCGAUCGUUUUCGUAAUAGGUACGACUGCCUACUCAAGCACACACGACCACCUUCAUCCGCCUUCCCACUACCAUCCAUGUCAACCUCGACCUCUCCUCCGAACCCACACUUCGACCUAACAGGUCCAACAUGCCCGCCACCUCAUCCGAAACCUGCGAACAAGUCUUCCAUGUCAUGCUCAAUGCGAAUUUGCGGUGCUUCGCCAAGCACAUAAUACGGCACGCCCGCUGACCCGACUUUGCUCGUUUUCAACGACUAUUGACCCAGCACCAACCAAGACGAGAAUGACGACAAGAACAUCACAAGUUACAUGCUGCCUACAGGCUUCAUCAG